This is a messenger RNA of Aspergillus fischeri NRRL 181, 366 nucleotides long. RefSeq names its product putative prefoldin subunit 1. The record is from RefSeq and is a predicted model, not a curated record. Bases 1 to 366 code for a protein of 121 amino acids. Gene Ontology annotation, cellular component: prefoldin complex; cytoplasm. NCBI's taxonomy places the organism in Eukaryota, Fungi, Ascomycota, Eurotiomycetes, Eurotiales, Aspergillaceae. Gene Ontology annotation, molecular function: protein folding chaperone. Gene Ontology annotation, biological process: protein folding. The transcript is spliced from 3 exons.
AUGUCUAUCCCCAACGAAGCUCUCCAGAAGUUGCUGCAAGAGAUUGAAGCUCGAGCGAUCAGCUCGCAGCAGCAGAUCGGCGUCACCAAGACGCAAAUCACGGCAAAGCAGAAGAAUAUCCGCCUGCUCGAAUUGACAUCGAAAGAAAUUGGAUCGCUAUCUAAAGACACAAAGGUCUACGAGGGAGUUGGGAAAAUGUUCGUGGCAGUUCCGAUGGACGCCGUUGAUAAGCGGUUAGCGUCCGAGACAGCUGAGCUGAAAACAGACAUCGAGGGUCUGGAGAAGAAAUUGAAUUAUCUCGAAAUGACGCACAAGAACAGUCGCGAAAAUCUCGAACAGAUUCUGAAGUCCGGUGGACGAGCAUGA